AUGCCACCAAAGAAGAAGAAGGCUGCUUCAGCUUCCGCAGGUCCUGUUGCUGUACCCGUUGAAGCUCCUUCGGCUGUCCCAACGCCAAUACCUGCGCCACCGAAGCCUACAGCAGAAAACGAACAAGAUGAGCAAUCAAAGGACACAGCUUCAGAAGCCAAACCAAAGCGUUCGCGGGCGCCGAAAGCAUCCGUAAAGCCAGACCAUGCACCAGCACCAGGAGAUGAGACAUUCGCUGCCCUGCUCGAACCGUUCUAUGGAGGAAAAAGUCUUACCGACCCUAUCGAUACUGCCAAAGACAAAUGGAAUUUGGUUCCCGCUUUCUUGAAAGUCAAGGGUCUAGUCAAACAGCACAUUGACUCGUUCAAUUUCUUCAUCGAAACAGAAAUCAAAGAGAUUGUAAAGGCAAACAAAAGAAUCACUAGUGAUGCUGAUCCAAACUUCUUCCUCGAAUAUGAGGACAUCACUGUUGGAAUCCCCGAGCGACUCGAUUAUGGUGACCGAAAGGCUCUGAAUGAAAUUACGCCAAACGAAUGUCGCCUGAGGGAUAUGACUUAUGCUGCACCAAUUAGGGUCACAUUUAGAUAUACAAAGGGGAAGCAAAUGACUCGGAGAAGUCACAUACCUAUCGGAAGAAUGCCCAUUAUGCUCAAAAGUGCUACUUGUAGGCUGGCUGGAAAGAAUGACCGUCAGAUGGCGCAAAUGAAUGAGUGCGCGCUCGACCCUGGUGGAUACUUCAUCGUAAAUGGAACAGAAAAGGUCAUUCUGGUUCAAGAGCAAUUGAGCAAAAACAGAGUCAUUGUAGAAGCUGAUCCUAAGAAAGGGAUAACCUCUGCAUCUGUCACAAGUUCAACCCAUGAGCGGAAGUCCAAAAGUUACGUUACGAUGAAAAAGGAUAGAAUCUGGCUCCAGCAUAAUAUUUUGACGGAGCCUGUACCGAUCGUAAUUGUGCUGAAAGCGAUGGGCAUCCAAUCCGAUCAUGAGAUGAUGUUCUUAGUAGCCGGAGAGGACGAGGAUUAUCAAGACGAAUUUGCGGUCAUGUUUGAGGAGGCCGCGAAAGCCGGUGUAUUCUCACAGCAGCAGGCUCUCGAAUACUUGGGAGCCCGUGUAAAGAUGGGAUCGAAGCCCAGAGUAGGGGGCGCUCCCCCUCGUAGAAACCACAUUCAGGACGCACUCGAAGCUCUUGCCAACAUUAUCAUCACACACGUACCGGUCGUUGGACUUGAUUUCAGGCCGAAAGCGUUGUACAUAUGCUUCAUGGUUCGCCGAGUACUGAUGGCGGUCAAAGACCCAAAGCUUGUAGACGAUCGGGAUUAUGUUGGAAAUAAGCGGUUGGAACUUGCUGGCCAGCUUUUGUCUCUCCUUUUCGAAGAUCUCUUCAAAAAGUUUAAUACGGAUCUGAAAAUGAACAUCGACAAAGUUCUAAGCAAAAAGAAUCGAACGUCAGAAUUUGAUGCUUUCAAUCACAUGCAAUCUCACGGAAAUUAUAUCACCUUGGGCAUGAAUCGUGCUAUCUCGACAGGAAAUUGGAGCGUCAAGCGAUUCAAGAUGGAAAGAGCCGGCGUUACACACGUCCUUAGUCGGUUGAGUUACAUCAGUGCUCUUGGGAUGAUGACUCGUAUUAGCAGUCAGUUCGAGAAGACGCGAAAGGUCAGUGGACCUCGUGCGUUACAACCGUCUCAGUUUGGUAUGCUUUGCCCGUCUGAUACACCGGAAGGAGAGGCAUGUGGUUUGGUAAAGAAUCUGGCCUUAAUGACGCACAUCACGACUUAUGAUGAUGAAGAGCCGAUCAAGAAGCUGGUAUUCUUCCUCGGUGCAGAGGAUAUCCUAUCCGUGAGCGGACAAGAAAUUCAUGGCAAGGGGGCAUAUGUUAUAUUUGUCAACGGCACACCUCUUGCUCUCACCGUGCAACCCAAAACUUUCUUGACGAGCUUCCGCAAUUUUCGACGGCAAGGCCGAGUAUCGGCAUUUGUCAGUAUCUACAUCAAUCAUCAUACGAAGGCUGUUCACAUUGCUACCGAUGAAGGUCGAAUUUGUCGACCGCUUAUAGUCGUCGAAAACAAUAAACCGAAAGUUACCAAAAAAUCGCUCGAGGCAUUACGAAGCGGCAAAAUGGAUUUUGAUGACUUUCUCUACCGAGGAAUGGUGGAAUAUGUUGAUGUCAACGAGGAGAACGAUACACUUAUUGCACUAACCGAGCAUGACGCUCUAACUACCGCAGGAAUUACUCAUUUGGAAAUCGAGCCAUUUACUAUACUAGGAGCCGUCGCUGGAUUAAUUCCAUAUCCGCAUCACAACCAAUCUCCCAGAAACACCUAUCAAUGUGCUAUGGGUAAGCAAGCUAUUGGUGCGAUCGCGUACAACCAAUUCUCGCGGAUCGACACGCUUCUCUACCUCAUGGUCUAUCCUCAGCAACCAAUGGUCAAAAGCCGCACUAUUGAGCUGAUCAAGUACGAUAAACUUCCAGCUGGACAGAAUGCAACCGUUGCAGUCAUGUCGUUUUCCGGCUACGAUAUUGAGGAUGCUCUAGUACUCAAUAAGGCGUCUUGUGAUAGAGGAUUCGGGAGGUGUCAAGUCUUCCGCAAAUAUGCUACACAGUUCCGAAAAUACCCUAAUCGGACUCAAGAUCGUAUAGGAGAUAAGCAGAUGGAUGAGCGAGACCCUUCCAAGCCGUCGAAAAAGCAUGCAAUCUUGGGUUCCGACGGAAUGGCAUUGGUUGGCGAGCAGGUCAACUCCGGCGAGACAUAUCUCAACAAAGAAGUUCCAAUCAACACUGGUGGGAACGGCAUCGGUUCUGACGUUGGAACAAAUGAGCAUAAGCCUGCCCCUAUGACUUAUCGCCUCCCUGACCCAAGUUACAUCGAUAAGAUCAUGAUUUCGCAGACGGAAAAUGAAACCAUGGUUAUCAAGGUUCAAACACGCCAAACUCGUCGUCCAGAGCUCGGUGACAAAUUUUCGUCUCGCCACGGGCAAAAAGGUGUUGUCGGUAUUAUUGUGAAUCAGGAGGAUAUGCCAUUCGCAGAUUCCGGAGUCACGCCCGACAUCAUCAUGAAUCCCCAUGGUUUCCCCUCUCGUAUGACAGUAGGAAAAAUGCUAGAGCUCCUAUCUGGAAAAGCAGGAGUAUUGAACGGGUCCCUGGAAUACGGAACUGCCUUUGGAGGAAGCAAUGUCGAUGACAUGGGUGAUAUUCUUAUCAAAAACGGCUUCAGCUAUUCAGGAAAGGACUUCGUUACGAGUGGUAUAACAGGAGAAUCUUUACCAGCCUACAUAUUCUUUGGUCCCAUCUACUACCAAAAGCUCAAACACAUGGUUCAAGACAAAAUGCACUCUCGGUCCCGUGGUCCGCGAGCUAUUCUCACACGUCAACCCACUGAAGGUCGGUCUCGAGAUGGUGGUCUCCGUCUCGGAGAGAUGGAACGAGAUUGUCUUAUCGCUUAUGGCGCUUCUCAGCUUCUUCUUGAGCGGCUGAUGUUGAGCAGUGAUGCUCAUGAAGUCGAUAUCUGUGAGGUAUGCGGUAUGAUGGGAUUCCAAGGCUGGUGUCAGACCUGUAAGAGCACUGCUGGGGUUACGAGGAUGACGAUGCCGUAUGCGGCGAAGUUGUUGGUGCAGGAGUUGUUGAGUAUGAAUGUGCUUGUGAGACUUAGACUUGAGGAUGAGUUUCCUCAUCCUAAGUGA
Messenger RNA from Glarea lozoyensis ATCC 20868, 3675 nucleotides. RefSeq names its product beta and beta-prime subunits of DNA dependent RNA-polymerase. Gene Ontology annotation, biological process: DNA-templated transcription. The record is from RefSeq and is a predicted model, not a curated record. Gene Ontology annotation, cellular component: RNA polymerase III complex. The transcript has 6 exons. NCBI's taxonomy places the organism in Eukaryota, Fungi, Ascomycota, Leotiomycetes, Helotiales, Helotiaceae. The coding region runs from base 1 to 3675 and encodes 1224 amino acids. Gene Ontology annotation, molecular function: DNA binding; DNA-directed RNA polymerase activity; ribonucleoside binding.